AUGCAGGGGAGCUUCAAAAGGACACUAGAGUAUGAACGCUCACCGCGACACUCAAUAUCGGACACUCACGACUGGAACCCCUCUCUCCCCCACACUGGACCCCCUCUCUCCCUCACUCUGGGCCCCCCUCUCUCUCCUCCACACUGGGAGACCACCUCUCUCCCCCACACUCGGACCCCCUCUUCCUCCCCUCACACGGCGCGAGUGAUGGACCCCCUGCUCGCCCUCACACCGGACCCCCGCUCUCCCCUCACAGACCGGUACCCCCUCCUCGCCUCACACUCGUGGGUACUCGCGCUCUCUCCCUCACACUCACCGGUGCCCGAGCCCCUCACUCCCUCACAGACCCGGACCCCCCUCUCGCCCACACUGUACCUCCUCUUUCUCUCCGACCUGGGCCCCCUCUCUCACUCACGAACGAACUCGUACCCCCCUCUCCCCUCCACACGGGACCCCCUCAUCCCUGCCCUCACACUGGACCCCCUCCUCAUCCCUCACGGCCCGGUGCCCCCAUCACUACCCCUCUCACUCGGAACCCUCCCCGUCUCUGCCCUCACACUGGGGGCCGGCCGCUCUCCCUCACACUGGACCCCCUCGCUCCCUCACACCGGCCCCCCUCGUCGGUCCUCACACUUGCGGGGUAACCCCCCUCUCCCUCACGAGCGCCGCUUCCCUCCAGCUCUCGACUGGGGCCGCUCGCUCGCCGCACACUGGUCCCCCUCUCUCCCUCAGGCACUGGGCCCCCUCUCUCCUCACACUGGACCCCCUACUCUCCCCACACAAGGAACCCCUCCUGCCCCCAUCAACGUGGACCGCCCUCUCCGUCCCUCACACUGGGCCCCCCUCUCCCUUCGAACACUGGACCACCUCUCCUCCGCACCACACUCGGACCGCCCUCGGUCUCCCCUCGACUGGAGCCCGCCCUCUCUCCCUCACAACCGGACCCGCCUCCGUCUCCCGUCACACCGGGGAACGUCCCUCUCUCCCUCAAUACACAUCUGGAACCGCCUCUCUCCCUCUACACUGGAACCGCCCCUCUCUCCCUCACACUGGAACCCCGCUCUCUCUCUCCCUCACACUCGACCCCCCUCUCUCCCUCACGACUGA
This is a messenger RNA of Knipowitschia caucasica, 1107 nucleotides long. The record is from the annotation of a GenBank genome assembly. NCBI's taxonomy places the organism in Eukaryota, Metazoa, Chordata, Actinopteri, Gobiiformes, Gobiidae.